Molecule: messenger RNA, 597 nt
Organism: Fomitopsis serialis
Lineage: Eukaryota; Fungi; Basidiomycota; Agaricomycetes; Polyporales; Fomitopsidaceae
Exons: 3
Coding region: 1-597 (198 amino acids)
Source: RefSeq, a predicted model, not a curated record
AUGGCUUCGACCUCCGCUUCGUCAUCCCACCAUGCUCUGCCGGGGGCAGCCGCUGACCCACUUAAGGGGUACGACGAUCCCUUGGACGCCAACUUGGUCCUCGCUGCAUAUGGCCGCAACAUCGAAACCCGCUUGAGGCAGGCCGAAAAUCCCCGUCUUCAGAAUCGGACAACAAUUGCGCGGCUCGCAGUAACACUGGGAUUCCCAAUGACAGUGGAAUGGCAUAGAAAAUUCGGUGUUCAAAAUAGGCGCGAUAUUGGAAUCGGCUUCAGCGAGAGAGUGGGUAGUAUACGUACCCCGCUCGCUAUUUCAGCGAUGGAGGAAGUGGCCGGCAACGUGAGCGGAGACUAUUCCACCCGCAUGGCGCGCAUCAAAUCGGAUGACGGGCCGAGAGUCUUCACGAAUGCCUGGUACUCCGCAAGUCCCCCGCCCGGUGGCCACCCGCUGCCCAGCUUUACUGGCAUGGUGACUUCCGCUGCCCCGGGAACCCACACGUCCCGACCGCGCCCGAAAGACAUCGCCGGCUGGUGCAUCUCGGCCUAUGACGUCCCACACAGCGCAUGCAGUCCGGUUCCAGCUCCCACACGCCAGCACUGA